UUUCAGAGGGUCAUUUUCAACAUUGUUAACUUCAGUAAAACCAAGAGUCUCUAUAGAGAUGGGAUGGCCCCUAUGGUGAAAUCUACCAGCAGACCAAAAUGGCAAAGGCUGCCACCCAAAAAUGUUUACUACUACCGCUGCCCAGACCAUAGGAAGAACUAUGUGAUGUCCUUUGCCUUUUGUUUUGACCGAGAAGAAGAUAUUUACCAGUUUGCUUACUGCUACCCAUAUACAUACACUCGCUUCCAACAUUACCUUGACAGCCUGCAAAAGAGAAACAUGGAUUACUUCUUUCGGGAGCAGCUGGGCCAGAGUGUGCAACAACGACAGCUUGACCUCCUGACGAUAACCAGCCCUGACAAUCUCCGGGAAGGGGCAGAGCAGAAGGUGGUAUUCAUCACAGGUCGAGUCCACCCAGGGGAAACACCCUCAUCAUUCGUGUGCCAAGGGAUCAUUGACUUCCUCGUAAGCCAGCACCCUAUUGCCCGUGUCCUCCGAGAAUACCUGGUCUUCAAGAUCGCACCAAUGCUCAAUCCUGAUGGAGUCUACCUGGGCAAUUACAGGUGUUCUCUGAUGGGGUUUGAUCUGAAUCGUCACUGGCUGGAUCCCUCUCCAUGGGUCCACCCUACCCUGCAUGGAGUGAAACAACUCAUCGUCCAGAUGUACAAUGACCCAGUAAAGGGGCAGAGGCCCACAGAGGUCAUAGCAAUUUUUGAAGUUGAUGAGCUGAAAACUCACCUGCGCAUUGCUUCAGGCCAGGACAUUAGUGGAGAUGAUGAAUUUCUCUGCGUGUCCAGCACAUCCUUUAACCGGGAUGCUGUGAAAGCAGGAACUGGCCGUCGCUUCCUCGGUGGACUCCUGGACCACACUUCCUAUUGCUACACCCUAGAGGUCUCCUUCUACAGCUACAUCAUCAGUGGCACCACGGCUGCUGUGCCCUACACUGAAGAAGCCUGUAUCCUUGGCCCGCCCCACCCAGCCUUGGGCCAGCCCUCAUCCAGCCCAGGGUAUCCAAGUCUGACAGGUCAGGAAUUAGGCCCCCAGCUCAGGUAA
Messenger RNA from Mandrillus leucophaeus (drill), 1053 nucleotides. RefSeq names its product cytosolic carboxypeptidase 6-like. Gene Ontology annotation, biological process: proteolysis. NCBI's taxonomy places the organism in Eukaryota, Metazoa, Chordata, Mammalia, Primates, Cercopithecidae. The record is from RefSeq and is a predicted model, not a curated record. Gene Ontology annotation, molecular function: zinc ion binding; metallocarboxypeptidase activity.